GCCUCUACCAAAACCCAUCCCUCAAACAUUCCCUCUCUCUUCCCCUCUCCUGCCGAGUUGCUUCUGUACCUCUCCCCUUCAUCAUCCUGUCCCUCUGUUCUGUCCUGUCCUUUUCCACAUCGCUUCAGCGUUCACCAGACAGUCCUUCAGCCCAUCAGAGUCACUCUCUUGUGUGCUCUUAUCCCUCUCCGUUGUGGGCACCCGUCCCCGUCCAGUUCCGUUUUCCUGUCCUUCCCUGACCCAAGAAAUAAGUCUUACGUCAAAUCGAGCCUGCCUUCCGCAACCUCGACUUAUCUGCCUGCGCCCAUAUUGCGCAGUCUGUGGUUGCAAUCACUACCGAGCCCCUCGAGUUGUUAUUGCCAUUGCGACGGCCAUCAGCUCAACGCUACAACAUCACCUUCGUCGAGCGAUUCCUCACGUUGUCACUGACACCGCCUUGUCACUCCACCCACCACUGCACCCCGGCCCGCAGGCUCUCGACUCGACUGUCGACCGCAAUACGCAACUGAUUAGGAUUCGUGACCAUCUUUCGUCCAACAUUCGAGAUUCGCUGAAUCUACAAAACUCUCAAGGGCGUCAAGAGCCGGCUUCGGUAUAUCUCUCGGCACCGUUCGAGCUCCGUCUGCUGUCCCUCCUUGUGCACGGAUUCACCGAGGAUAUCAUUACUUCCCUCUUUCUUCCCUUUCGAGGGCCUCCCCCGGGCCGGCCAGCCUUAAACCGAGUAAGAGCUAGGAAACACAGCUACUCACUGAGAACAUCUCCACAAUGGCACAGCCAGGCUCAUCUGGUGUGCCCGGCCCUGCAGGGCGCAGACUUCAUAUCGCCCAUCGACGCAGUCCGUCCGAGCUCACUCCGCUCAUGAUGGAACAACUGGCUCUUCAGCAACAGAUCGAGUUAUUACAACAGCAACAACAACAAAUCGCUGCUACUCAUCAGCAGUACGUCAACAUGGGCAUGAUCCAACAGCCCUUGCAAGGUAUGCCUACCUACUCUCCCAUUCAAGGGCAACCCAAUCUUUCCGGAAUCUCACCCAACAACACCAAUUUUCAAUUCCCCCAAAUCCAGCAGCAAAUGGCUAUGCAAGCAAAUGCUCCUGCACAGCCCGGUGCUCACCGCAGAAAUCAAUCCGCGCUUCCGGGUAUGGCCAUGGGUCCUCCCCCAGCACCAUCCGCUGGCACUGCCGGCGCUGCCUACGGCGACUUCAACCAGCAGGCAAUGGGCCAGAACCGUGAAAACACCAGCGGUCGUGGCGGAAGAGGAGGUUCUGCACAAAGUGGACAUACUCGACGUCAUUCGUUAGCUCUUCCCGAGGCAAAGAAGGCCGCUGAACUCGCAGAAAAGAAGCGGACUGCUGCUGGGUUCCAGUUCCCCAUUCCAGGAGCCGGAGGUAUCGCGGAGAGCCCUGUUGCGGCUACUCCUGCCGAUGACCGAUUGAACACUCCCAUCACUCCCGGCGGAGGCCUAGGCCUGCAGCGUGCUGGCAACGCACGUAUGGUCGGUCACAGUCGAAGCCAGAGUAUGGCUGCUGGCGGUGUCCGGGGAGGAGGUGCGGCUGGUCGUGGAGGCGGUGCAUUUCAGUUUCCAACCCAGGGUGAUGCUGGUGCAGGUAACCAGUCAGACCUGCAGCGUCGUGGUAGCCAAAGCAAUCACACGAGACAGGGAUCCCGCAACUUUGAAGGCAAUUGGCGUCAGCAGAAUAAUCAGCAGACGACAGAGCAGUCGCCUCAACAGAUGGGUCAAUUCAGCCAACCGCAGGCUAUGGGCGGUGGAAACUUCCAGCCAGGCCAUCGCGGGCGAGGAUCAAUGAACCAGUCCAUCGGCUCUAUGAGCGGAUUUCAAUAUCCCGGCCAGCCACAGCUGGUGCAACUCCCUCAAGGCCAAAUGAUGAUGGCACCUCAGAUGUUCGCUGGCCAGCAACUGAACGCCUUGCAGAUCGCUCAGCUCCAGGCAAUGCAAGGUGCACAGCUUGGUGGUCUUCAGGCCAGUCAGCAUGCUCCUCCGAUGGGCUUGCAACAGCAGCAACAGCAGCGAAAGACGCUGUUCACGCCUUACCUCCCUCAGGCCACGCUCCCUGCGUUGCUCAAUGACGGCCAGCUGGUUGCGGGUAUCCUCCGAGUGAACAAGAAGAACCGGUCUGACGCCUAUGUCACCACAAACGAUCUCGAUGCAGACAUCUUCAUUUGUGGUAGCAAAGACAGGAAUCGUGCUCUUGAGGGCGAUUUGGUUGCGAUCGAACUGCUUGACGUCGAUGAAGUCUGGGGCCAGAAGCGCGAGAAAGAAGAAAAGAAGAAACGCAAGGACAUCACCGACACUCGCUCGUCGGGUAAUACCCAAAAUGGCAAGAGUGAUACGGCGUCGACCUCUGACACUACCUCGAUUGCGCCAGAUGGUAGCAUCCGACGACGUGGCAGCUUGCGUCAGCGUCCAACGCAGAAGAAAAAUGAUGAUGUCGAGGUCGAAGGCCAGAGCUUGUUGCUGAUGGAAGAAGAAGAAAUCAGCGAUGAACAGAAGCCUCUCUACGCAGGUCACGUUGUCGCUGUUAUUGAGCGCGUCGCCGGGCAAAUGUUUUCGGGCACUCUGGGUCUACUUCGACCAAGUAGUCAAGCCACGAAGGAGAAGCAGGAAGCUGAGCGUCAGGCACGGGAUGGGGGCCAUUCACGAUCCGAAUCUCGCGCACAGGACAAGCCGAAGAUCGUGUGGUUCAAACCCACCGACAAGCGUGUACCCUUGAUCGCCAUCCCUACAGAACAAGCCCCCCGAGACUUUGUGGACAAACAUAUGGACUACGCCAACAGAAUUUUUGUGGCCUGUAUCAAGCGUUGGCCGAUUACCUCCCUGCAUCCGUUCGGUACUCUGGUUGAACAGUUGGGUGAGAUGGGAGAUCUUCGCGUCGAGACAGACGCCUUGCUCCGCGACAACAACUUCGGGUCUGAUGAGUUCUCUGAUGCCGUGCUGAAGAGUGUUGGGUGGGAUGACUGGUCGCUGAAGGCUGAGGGUGAGGAGAGUUUAGCCGCACGCCUCGACCUCCGCAAUGAGCGAACUUUCACCAUUGACCCUAACGGCACCAACGAGCUCGACGACGCCCUCCACAUCAAGCAACUUGACAAUGGUUUAGUCGAGCUUGGCAUUCAUGUCACGGAUAUCGCACAUUUUGUCAAGGCGAACUCAUUGGUUGACCGAGAAGCCAAGAAACGGGGGACUGGCGUUUAUUUGAUGACCAGAGCCGUCAACAUGCUCCCAUCGAAACUGUCAGCAGACAUCUGCUCGCUGGUUCCAGGCGAGGGCCGUCUAACCGUCAGUGUCGUCUUCAAAGUCAAUACUGAGACAGGACAGAUCGAAGGGGAGCCUUUCAUCGGCAAAUCUAUCAUUCAGAGCUCUGGCAAGCUCGGAUACCGUGCAAUUGAUGCUGUCGUCAAGGGAGGCGAGCAUCCUGAAUUGAACGGGCCCACAGUCGAGGACAUCAAGACUUUGCACAAGAUUGCCAGCAAAUUCCGAGAAGCUCGCUUUGGCAACCGGUCUGCAAACAUUGCCCCUCUUCGCUUGCUUUAUCAGCUCGAUGACGAGAAUAUCCCCGUUGAGCAGAAUAUCUUCAACACAUCUGCUGCUCACGAGAUCAUGGAGGAGAUUAGCUGCAAAGCCAACUUCUUUGUUGCGCAGAAGAUUUUCGCUGCCAUGCCUGACAAGGCGUUUUUGAGAAGACAAUCACCUCCCAACCCGCGACGACUCCUGACGUUCGUCGAUCGUAUGACCCGAGCUGGCUAUGAUAUUGACAGCUCCAGCAGUGGAAGCUUGCAGAACAGUCUCUUCAAAGUGGGAGAUCCAGAUCUGCGCAAGGGCAUGGAAACUCUGUUGGUCAAGACUUUGCAACGUGCCAAAUAUUACAUCGGUGAACAAGUUGCGGAGGAGCAGCGCCAGCACUAUGCCCUCAACCUACCUCUUUACACCCACUUCACCAACCCUUCGCGCCGAUAUGCCGACAUUGUCGUCCACCGGCAGCUGGAGGCUGCUCUUUCCAAUGGUGCUGUCGAGUUCAACGAAGACAUGGAGAGCUUGGCCAAAACCGCCGAGCAAUGCAACAACAAGAAAGACUCUGCUCAUUGCGCCCAGGAACAGAGCGUCCAUAUCGAAUCUUGCCGACUCAUGGACAAGAAAUGCAAAGAAAUGGGCGGCGACCUCAUUAGUGAGGGUGUUGUUAUCUGCGUCUACGAGUCUGCAUUCGAUGUCCUUAUCCCAGAAUACGGUUUCGAAAAACGUGUGCACUGCGAUCAGCUUCCCUUGAAAAAGGCCGAGUUCCGCAAGGAAGAACGAGUACUCGAACUUUACUGGGAGAAAGGGGUCCCGUCAUCAGCCUACAUUCCUGAGGACGAGAGACCCCGUGCCUCAGGCAGUACUAGAGGCACGAACGGUGCGACCGAGUCCGCUCGAGAACGGGCCAAGGAACGAUACGAAUCCCAACGCAAGCAGACUGACAGCAACACCAUGUCGACCGACGAUGUUGAUGCGCUCUUUGAUGACGAAGACAGUGCAUCAGAAAUCACCGAGAUGGCUGCCGGUGUGUCUCUAAAUUCGCCAGUCGAGCGAUCGUCUCAGAGCAUGCCACCGUCUCCAGCCCGUAACGGCGGUUUGAGCCAAACACCAGCCAGAACGCAAUCCGAGUCAAAGAUAGUCAAGCCAAUUGGCGACAUUCCCGAGAAUAACCUGACCGACAAGGAGAAGUAUCUCAGCUACUUCAAACUCCGGGAAGAGGGUGGUGAAUACAUUCAGGAUGUGACAGAAAUGACUCGAGUGCCCGUCAUUUUGAAGACUGACCUGACGAAGAGUCCACCAUGCUUGACUAUCCGGUCCAUGAAUCCGUAUGCAUUGUAGUUAAUGCAUAAUUACCAAGUAAUUACCCUCAGAGAUAACAAAUCAACACCAAGCAGGCGAUCGGUCUUUACAGAGUGGGAAGGUCUAUUAGGUCCAAAGCAUCAACAACAAGGCGGCCGACAGUGUGGACAACACAUCUUGCAUCGAUUGAGUUGGAGCUGCAUUGGUAGCUGGACACGCAGUCGGCGGCCAGUGGUAUUUGGGGGAGGCUGACAUCGAUGGCGGGAGAAUGCAAACAACCUCUUUGGUGAUGGGACUGAGAAGAGAGACUGGACCUGAACCCGAACUCCAACCAUCACCCAGCAUGUACGAGUGGCACAGCACGAAACAUCCGUCAAGGCCUGAGCGAGCGUUUGUCCGGAAGAAGAACACGCGAACAGGUCCAGGGGCCAAAUCGUGUGUCUCUGGAGUCAGAGUGCCUAUUGAGCGUAGUAUGAAUACAAAAAGUUUUUCUAUGUUGA
Messenger RNA from Cladophialophora immunda, 5327 nucleotides. RefSeq lists its product as uncharacterized. The coding region runs from base 766 to 4866 and encodes 1366 amino acids. NCBI's taxonomy places the organism in Eukaryota, Fungi, Ascomycota, Eurotiomycetes, Chaetothyriales, Herpotrichiellaceae. Gene Ontology annotation, biological process: mRNA catabolic process. The transcript has 3 exons. Gene Ontology annotation, molecular function: 3'-5'-RNA exonuclease activity; RNA binding. The record is from RefSeq and is a predicted model, not a curated record. Gene Ontology annotation, cellular component: P-body; exosome (RNase complex).